GAUUCAGGGGCUUUCUGACCUGGCCCUCCCGCCUUUUAUGUGGUUCUACUCCCACUCAGCCAUUCAGAGUUUGCUAAGUUAGAGGUGUGGUCAUUUCACCGGAAAGAGCGCCCCUCCUCUCCUGGGCUUCUACUAAAUUCUUAGCUUAGAGCCCGAGAUUUCAGGAAGUAGAGUGUGCUGUUUACCCUCUCAAUCUCUCCUGUGCAAUCCUCCCUCCUGAUGUCCUAGGGAUAGAUAGUGGAGGGUUUGGGGGCAUCUUGAAAUCCUGUGGGGGGCCCUGUCACUUUGGGUCCUUGUGUGAGUCCUGCCUGGUGUCUACCGCAGCGUGUUGCAUCCCACAGACCUUUAGAGGAAUCCGGAGUGCGGGGCUGUGACUGCUGUCUGCCCUUUGAGAGGCCACUUGCCAGUCGCUACGGAACGGUUCUUCAUAGUCUCUCCGGUUCCAGGAACACUUCGGUCUAGGAAGCAGAAGAUGCCAUACUCCAACCUGCAUCCAUCCAUCCCACGGCCCAGAAGUUACCGCUCCAAACUGGCAGCCUUCAUCUUGCUGGUGGGCAGCCUGGUGAGCCUUUGGAUGACAGGGGAACCACCAAGUCACACUCUGCAUUACCUAGCACUUCACAUAGCCUCGCAGCAACUUGGAUUACUGUUGAAAAAGCUCUGCUGUCUGGCUGAAGAGUUGUUCCAUGUCCAGUCCAGGUACCAGGGCAGCUACUGGAAGGCUGUGUGCGCCUGCGUGGGGAGCCCCAUCUGCUUUAUGGCCCUGAUCCUACUGUCAUUUUAUUUCUACUGCUUCCUUGAAAAUACUUCUGACCUGCACCUUGGUUGGCUGCUUGGCACCCUGGUCCUUUCAAAGUCCCUAAGCAUAACCCUGGACCUUCAGGUAUGACACAGAAGAGAUAGAUGUUGUGGGUAGAUGGAACCAUGGCUACUGUUGUCUGAGCUCAGUGCUGAGACUGAGACUAAGUUAAAGGUGGGCGAUCUGAGUGUGGGGUUAUGAAGGCUUGGAAUGAUGGAUUUAUAGCAGUGGUGAGACCAAGCGGGCAGCCGUGCAAGAGAGGGGCUUUGGAGGUUCCUCUUGAGAGUCCCUUAGGCCCUUCUGCUGUCUACAGAGCUUGGCCCCAGCAGAAGUCUCUGUGGUCUGUGAAGAAAAGAACUUCAAUGUUGCCCAUGGGCUGGCCUGGUCGUACUACAUUGGGUACCUGAAGCUGAUCUUGCCAGGACUGCAGGCCCGGAUCCGGAUGUUCAAUCAGCUACACAACAACAUGCUCUCGGGUGCGGGGAGCCGGAGGCUGUAUAUCCUCUUCCCAUUGGACUGUGGGGUGCCUGAUGAUCUGAGUGUGGCUGACCCCAAUAUUCGAUUCCGAGAUAUGCUGCCCCAGCAAAACACAGACCGUGCUGGCGUCAAGAAUCGGGCUUAUUCCAACAGUGUCUAUGAACUUCUGGAGAAUGGGCAGCCGGCAGGUGCCUGUAUCCUGGAGUACGCCACCCCCUUGCAGACCUUGUUUGCCAUGUCACAGGAUGGCAAAGCUGGCUUCAGUCGGGAGGACCGGCUUGAGCAGGCCAAACUCUUCUGUCGGACACUUGAGGAAAUCCUGGCCGAUGUCCCUGAGUCUCGAAACCACUGCCGCCUCAUUGUCUACCAAGAAUCCGAAGAGGGAAACAGUUUCUCGCUGUCUCAGGAGGUGCUCCGGCACAUUCGGCAAGAAGAAAAGGAGGAAGUUACCAUGAGUGGCCCCCUGACCUCAGUGGCACCUCGUCCCUCCCUACUGUCCCAAGAGCCGAGACUUCUCAUCAGUGGCAUGGAGCAGCCUCUCCCACUCCGCACUGACCUCAUCUGAGGCAUGAGAGAGCCUUGCCUGGGUCCCAGUGAUCCUUCAGCCUCUUGACUGGGCUCCUCUUUAAUGGCUGGGGGCCUCAGAGACUUCACAUCUCCAGAUGAGUCCCACAUUCCCAGGCAAGCCAUUUCACCUCUCUGAGCCUCAGCCUACCACUCCAAAGGCUGUCAUAAGGUGUUCCCUGCCCACUCAGGGGUUUUGUGAAGACAAUACAUGUAGAAGUUUGGUGUCAAUGCCUGGUAAACUUGAGAGAUAGGCCAAGUAUUUCCCAUGAUGAUCAGCAUUCUCCACUCUCUGUUGACUUGUGUGGGUACCAGCAGACCUCUGACCCUCCAGCUUCUGGUCAUGUGUGUUCAACAGGAGCUUCAGUAGAUGGAGAGAGGGAGAAGGAACAUGUGUUCUGUAGGCAGUCACAGUGGGCUGCCCUGCCAGGCUGUUUUCUCAGUAAACAUAUUUAUUCUCAGGUUUCUA
Rattus rattus (black rat) is the source of this 2309-nucleotide messenger RNA. It is a transcript of the gene Sting1, whose product is annotated as stimulator of interferon response cGAMP interactor 1. Gene Ontology annotation, molecular function: 2',3'-cyclic GMP-AMP binding; cyclic-di-GMP binding. The record is from RefSeq and is a predicted model, not a curated record. Bases 1242 to 1841 code for a protein of 199 amino acids. Lineage: Eukaryota; Metazoa; Chordata; Mammalia; Rodentia; Muridae. Gene Ontology annotation, biological process: innate immune response; activation of innate immune response; defense response to virus. Gene Ontology annotation, cellular component: endoplasmic reticulum membrane; autophagosome. The transcript is spliced from 7 exons.